Orussus abietinus is the source of this 1894-nucleotide messenger RNA. It is a transcript of the gene Sgf11, whose product is annotated as ataxin-7-like protein 3. Bases 442 to 1431 code for a protein of 329 amino acids. The record is from RefSeq and is a predicted model, not a curated record. Gene Ontology annotation, molecular function: transcription coactivator activity. Gene Ontology annotation, biological process: regulation of transcription by RNA polymerase II; positive regulation of DNA-templated transcription. Gene Ontology annotation, cellular component: SAGA complex; DUBm complex. The transcript has 2 exons. Lineage: Eukaryota; Metazoa; Arthropoda; Insecta; Hymenoptera; Orussidae.
UUAUAUUCUUAAUCAACAAAUAAACGACAGAUUAAUGCAAAUAAAGAGCGCAGAAAAGUUGUUAAAAACAAUCGCAUCGACGUGACGUAUACUGGGAUGUAUCGAAAGAGAUGAGUUGGGAGAUUGCCUACGGGCAGGGUAGCGCGAUCGCGUCCUGUGCUGCCCCUGGUGGUUGGUGAGGCGACUAACGUACGAAACGACGAAAAUAGAAUGUGUAUAAGAAGACAGGGACGUCACACCUCGAGGGUGUCCGUCUUUAAGUGCAUUAUAUGAUUUUGCAAAAGUUCUAACGAGUUAUGGCCGAAUUGGAUAUUAUCAGUCUAUUUGGUACCUGUUUUCGUCACUUUAUUAGGAGUUAGAAUUGCCUGUCAUUCACGUAAGGUAAACACAAGCGCGAAGAAGCUUCUAACUGUUACUUGAGAAAACAGCGUGACAUUUAACAUGUCUGUCACUGAAGAACGAGUACAAGAGCUUAAUAGACAUUUCUUAGAGUUUAUGAGUAAGUCUGAAAAUGUCGACACUGCUACGAAAGAAAUCUACGAAGACCUUUUGGAGGAGGUCUUGAUGGGUUUUGUUUUCGAUGUUCAUCGGACAACAAAAACUGGGAGCUCUGACGUCGAGGAAGGAAUUCCAGACGACGAGUCUUAUGCUAUCGUGGAUUCGCCUGGGCUGGACGUAUUUGGUCAACAUCCCAUAAAAAAGUCGCAAGAGUGCAAUUGCCCAAACUGCGAUAGGGGUGUGGCUGCGUGUCGAUUUGCGACUCAUCUAGAGAAAUGUAUGGGCAUGGGCCGGAAUAGUUCUCGAAUUGCAUCUAGACGUAUCGCUAAUAAUUCCAAGGACCUGAGCAACUUUAGUGGUGUCAUUAGUGAUGACGAUGACGACGUGGAUUGGAGUUUAACCAAUGACAAACGUAAAAGAAGAAAAGACCGAAAUGGAAUAAAAAGAACAAAACAGCAAAAAAGUGGCCAAAGGAACGGUGAAAACGUCACUGAAAGUACGCACACAAGCAAUGAAAACUCUCCUUCGAAUUAUGAAAAUAUGUCAUUGGAAGAUAAGAAGACAUUGUUGACGCAAAUAUGUGGAGUGGUAUCGGAACACACUAAAAAGCUAUGUACUCGAUCUAUGCGCUGCCCUCAACAUACGGAUGAUCAGAGAAAAGAAAUGAGGGCUAGUUUAGAACCGGGAAGCAGUAUGCCAAAUUCUCAGGAUAAUCUUCACGUCGACGUUGACACCUAUGACGAGGGAGAUGGGCAGAAUUUAAGAGAGGUCUUGACUCGAUGGGACCGAGAAGGUUCGAGUCAUUCCAGUCCUGCCGAUUCCACAUCAACUACCUCGACAUCCUCUUUAAGUAGAAAACGCGACACGAAAUCGAAGGGCAAGGGGAAAGCUCCUAAGAGAGACCGCGGGUCACCGAUUUCUCAAGGAGAUUGAAUUAGUGUCGGUAAUUUAUUAAGUAGCUGGAUGCAAUUCACUUUACUAGUGAUAAUUAUUUAAUAAUAUUCCUCAAUACUCCAUAAACUUGAGUUUAACCCGCGACAUGGGCGAAUUCAUUUUAACCAACUCGUGGUUCAAUGAUUCUGAUUAAAAUUGCUCCGCAACAAUGUCAAGUGUAUUGUAUGGGACGAACUUAGUUGUAAAUUUAUUUGCUACAGUACGCUCUAGGAAAAGUAUUUUAAAGCUCCGAUCAACUCUAUUGAGAAAAUACAACAUUUUUUGUGAAGAAUUGAUUUUUACACGAUCAGCAAAUGUCUAUGUUGCGUGCUUUUGUAUGAUCAUAUCCUGUGACUGAUCGAAGUAAAGAACUGCAGUGUCAUGUGUUCAUAAUGAAUGACUAUUGGAAGGGCAUUGUAAAGUUUAACCUGAGUAAUAUAGCAAAUAACAUGUUAUAAUAACA